AUGCCUUCCUCACAGCUGAAGAGACUCAAAGCCUCGCUGCGAGAGCAAGGAAUUAUUGGGCCCCAGCAGUCAAAGAAGCAAAAAAAGAAGAAUGCGCAGGACGAGCGAGCAAAGAACGAGAAGAGACUACAACGGAGCGAGGCGCUGGAGAACAUUCGGGAGCAAUUCAACCCCUUCCAGUUCAAGACGAAUGCGAGAGGCCCGAAGUUUGCAGUAACGAGCAACCGUCCGGAUACAGCGAGUGUUGCGAAGGGAAUCCAUGGCCGGCCGGGAGUUGCCAAGGCCAUUGGCGAGGAAAAGCGCCGCCAAACACUCCUUGUUGAAAUGCAACGGAGGAACAAGGUCGGCGGUAUCCUAGAUCGACGAUUUGGCGAGGGUGAUCCCACGAUGACCCCAGAGGCGAUGAUGGCAGAGCGAUUUGCGCGCGAGAAACAGCGCAGUCACAAGAAGCACUCAAUAUUUGACCUCGAAGACGACGGUCCGUCCGAAGAUCUUACUCACAUGGGCAGGUCGCUGUCGCUGCUGGAUGCUCCGGAGCUCAGAGAUGAUUACGACGAGGAAGACAUGCGCUCUGACGAGGGCUCGGAAGCGUCUGAUGAUGCUCGCAAGAAGCUAAAGAGACUUCGAGAGCAGCUUGCAAUGGACGAAGAAGAACAAGGCGAUGAUGAUAUGCCGGAAAGGAAGAAGAGCAAGAAGGAGGUCAUGGAAGAAGUCAUUGCGAAGUCCAAAUUACAUAAAUAUGAACGUCAAGUAGCCAAAGAGGACGAUGAGGAAAUAAGGAUGGAGCUUGACAAGGAACUUCCCAACAUACAUGCUCUACUCAUGGGGAGCAAGAGGGGUAAUCGUGAUGAUCCUAAAAGCAACGGAGCCGGAAAAGCCGCGGUCAUUGCUGGUGUGGAUAGAGAUGCAUUCGAGAAGGAUUACGAUCUCCGAGUCAAGCUAUUGGCUGCUGAUCGACGAGCGAAACCCACAGAGAGGACUAAGACCGACGAAGAGAUAGCUGAAGAGGAGUCGAAGCGACUUAGGGAGCUUGAAGAUAAGCGACUAAGACGCAUGCGUGGAGAAGACGUCAGUGAUUCUGACGAAGAUGAAGGCGAAGAGAGUCACAGUGACGUGUCCGAUGAAGCCGCCGAAACCCCAGACUUCACGGGGGAAGCAGACGACUUUGGUCUUGGAAAGGGCAUCAAGAUGAAAGCUACUGCAGCUGAGCUAGGCUUCGACGAUGAGGAUGAUUUCAUUAUAGAUGAUGAUUUGGUCGCAAGCCAGUCUGAUCUGGACUCGGACGAAGAUGUGUCCGAUGUUGAAAGCGAAGAGAAUGCAGAGGAGGAUGAAGAAGACGAGUUCACGAAAGGCCUUUUGCUCGAUGGUGAACUCAAGGAUACUGUUUUCAGCACGGAGGGUCAGAAAACGAGUGGUUUCUCUGGAGAAGACGGCCUGCCCUUCACAUUUCCUUGCCCACGAAGCCACAGCGAGCUUCUUGACCUUACGAAAGAUAUACCACUUUCCAAACUCCCAACAGUAAUUCAACGGGUUCGAGCUUUGUAUCACCCAAAGCUCGACAGCCACAACAAAGAGAAACUUGCAGACUUCUCCCGAGCGCUAACAAAACAUAUAUCCUAUCUCGGCUCAUUGGAAGAUGCCGAUAAAUAUCCAAUCAUCGAGACCGUCAUUCGUCAUGUCCAUUCACUGGCUAAGAUGUUCCCUAUCGAGAUUGCUAAAGAGUUCCGGUCACAGCUCGAGGAGCUUGGCCGGCUUCGGCCUCUAACACCAGAUCUCGGAGACCUCUUUGCUUUGACAGCGAUUGGUAGCAUCUUUCCAACCUCCGAUCACUUUCACCAGGUCGUUACGCCGGCCAUGCUCUCAAUGGGCCGUUACCUGGGGCAAAAGGUUCCACGAGGCCUAGGAGAUUACGCUACGGGCACAUAUCUAUCAAUCUUGGCUCUGCAAUACCAGCAACUAUCAAAACGUUUCGUACCAGAGGUUAUGAACUUCACUCUGAAUACUCUAUCUGCUCUGGCGCCGAAGAGUCCAGAGAGCUUAGGCUUCUUCCCUGUUCAUGUCCCCAUCAGUGGCAUGCGGACGACUGAGGCAAAGCAGAUGUCAUUGCGCAAACUAGAAUGCAGUGAUUGCAGUGUUGUCAGUGAUGACUUGACGAGCGUCGCGGCGAAUGCUACCAAGGUGGCUAUUCUUGGCACAAACAUAUCGAUCAUCACAGCGGCUGCUGAGACAUGGACGGGCAAGCCUGCAUUCUACGAGACUUUCGAACCUGCAUUGAAGACGCUGAAACACCUCGUGUCCAAACCCUGUAGGAAUCAUCUUCCAGAAAGUUUGAUACAAGACACUGAGCGAUCGACGGUUCUGUUAGAGCGAAUGCUCAAGAUCGCUCAGCUAUCACGGCGGCCUUUAGAGCUUCACCAUCAUAAACCUUUGGCUAUCAAGACAUACAUACCUAAGUUCGAGGACUCCUUCGACCCGAACAAGCACUACGACCCAGAUCGUGAGCGCGCGGAAUUAGCCAAGCUCAAGGCGGAGCAUAAGAAGGAACGUAAGGGAGCCAUGAGAGAGUUGAGGAAGGAUGCCAACUUCAUGGCUCGUGAGAAGUUGAAGCUGAAGAAGGAGAAGGACGCGGCGUAUGAGAAGAAGUAUAAGAGGCUUGUGGCAGAGAUCCAAGGCGAGGAAGGACGCGAGUCAAAUGCCUAUGAUCGUGAAAAGCAGGCUAGGAAGAGAGCAAGAAAAAACCGGUAG
Messenger RNA from Phaeoacremonium minimum UCRPA7, 2745 nucleotides. Its product is annotated as putative nop14-like family protein. The coding region runs from base 1 to 2745 and encodes 914 amino acids. NCBI's taxonomy places the organism in Eukaryota, Fungi, Ascomycota, Sordariomycetes, Togniniales, Togniniaceae. The transcript has 2 exons. Gene Ontology annotation, cellular component: nucleolus; small-subunit processome; Noc4p-Nop14p complex. Gene Ontology annotation, biological process: maturation of SSU-rRNA. The record is from RefSeq and is a predicted model, not a curated record.